This is a messenger RNA of Danaus plexippus (monarch butterfly), 1044 nucleotides long. RefSeq lists its product as uncharacterized. The coding region runs from base 109 to 858 and encodes 249 amino acids. Lineage: Eukaryota; Metazoa; Arthropoda; Insecta; Lepidoptera; Nymphalidae. The record is from RefSeq and is a predicted model, not a curated record. Gene Ontology annotation, cellular component: mitochondrion. The transcript is spliced from 3 exons.
ACACAAAAGUCACUCAAUCAGAUUUUAUAGUUGUGAAACAAUAAUUUUAGUUUAACCAAUAUGUUUUCAAACGUUUUAUAGUUAUCGAAUAAAAUAUUUGAAUCUAAAAUGGCUCUCAGUCUAAGAAUUUUGAUGAAAAACAAUCUUAUUGAAAAUAUAACCAAGCCGGUAAAAUGGAAUAUAAAUCGAGGCUUUCCAAUAAGGAGAUCAUGCAGUGGUUUACGAAAUUAUAAUUAUAUUUUAGUGAAACCUAUAUUGAUAAGAACGGAAUGCCAACCUAUAUUGAAACCAUAUAGAUUAUGUGCCACGCAAUACAGUACAGACUCUAACAAGCCACCUAAGGAACCCGAAAAGAAACCAGGUAUUAUACAGCGAUUUAAACAAAUGUAUAAAGACUACUGGUAUGUAGUGUUACCCGUGCACAUGACUACAUCAGCUUUAUGGUUUGGAGGUUUCUACUACUCUGUAAGAAGUGGUGUGGAUGUGAUUGGGUUGCUGGAGUCUAUCGGCAUCAGUGACAAACUAUUAACACCUUUAAAAGAAUCAUCCGCUGGUUACUUUGCACUGGCCUUAGCGUUAUAUAAACUAGUAACUCCUUUACGCUAUGCAGUGACUGUUGGUGGAACCACAUACGCCAUCAGGAGGUUAACAGCGAUAGGUUGGAUAAAGCCUGUCCCUUCAAGGGAAAGACUAAAGGAAAUGAUUCAAGAGAGAAAAGAUAAUAUACAGGACCGAUUUAAUGAGAGCAAACAGCACUAUCAAACUCAGUUAAAAGAGAAAAAGACCCAAGUAUUAGAUGAAAUGAGAAGGUAUAAAACAGAAAUGCGUAAUAUGAAAAACAAAGUGAAGAAAAUGUAGAAGAGAUUUUUUUAAGGCUUUAUUAAGAUUUCCCAUUCAAAGUCGCUGAAACUUCUUGUCCUUUAUGUGCCGUUAUCUUGACGGUUCAAUUAGUAAAUUAUUAGCCGAUGAAGUAAAAUAUAUUUAUACAAUUUUUGUCAUUAUUUAUUGUUAAAAAAUAUAUAAAUACAAGGUCACUUUUAACAA